Molecule: messenger RNA, 3179 nt
Organism: Archocentrus centrarchus (flier cichlid)
Lineage: Eukaryota; Metazoa; Chordata; Actinopteri; Cichliformes; Cichlidae
Product: calpain-1 catalytic subunit-like
Exons: 24
Coding region: 610-2694 (694 amino acids)
Biological process (GO): proteolysis
Cellular component (GO): cytoplasm
Molecular function (GO): calcium-dependent cysteine-type endopeptidase activity
Source: RefSeq, a predicted model, not a curated record
GGUCAUGUCAGCUACAACCGGCGCUGGCUGGGUGCACCUUGCUGGUACUGGAUUGGACCCAUUUUGCCUUCAGAGCUGCUUUAAUUCAAGUUGCUGGAAACCUUCCUCAGAGAUUUUGGUCCAGUUGGAGAUGAUCUGAGUUUUUGUGACACGGUGUGUCAUCCUGCUGGAAGCAGCCAUCAGAAGAUGGGUACACUGUGGUCAUCGAGGGAUGGACAGGCUCAGCAAUGAUACUCAGGAUUGGGGAUUAUUCCCUCUGAAGAAAUCUGCUCAUGCUCUGAAAGCGAAAAGAAAAAGCUUUCUGGUUAUUUGGAUUCAUGCUGACGAAGCAAAGAACCAACUAAUGUCACUGUUAUGGAAACAUCUCUUAAACCGACUCCACGGGUUUCAGGGUACUUCCAAGGAAAGGGGCAGAGUUUGUUUAAUUAUAAUUUGCAUAUAGAGGUAAGGAGCAUAGUAACUGUCACCCACCUGGCAGACGUUGGAGUUUGUGUGCAUUAUAUAAAGACUGAAGCUGGUCCGCUCUCAACCUGCAGAGCUGCUCAACCUGAGCACAUUUCUCCCUCCUGAGCCUGUGAGUUCUUGGAAACAGACACAAACACUGCAGCCAUGCCUCCUCCUGGUGCCUGUCGGAACAUUUUGGCGGCUCGUCACAAGCAAAACGGACACGGGACCCCCACCAACCCUGAGAAGUUCUUCAAUCAAGACUUCGUGAGUCUGAAAAAGUUCUGUCUGAUCAACGGGGUGAGGUACCUCGAUGACUUGUUCCCCCCAGACUCAAACUCCAUCGGCCAAGGGAUACUGAAGCCCGCUGACCUGGCACGUGUGGAGUGGCUAAGACCAGCACAAAUCGCUCCUAAUGCUGAUUUUGUUGUCGACGGCUUCUCCAGAUUCGACUUUGGUCAGGGAAUACUCGGAAACUGCUGGUUUCUUGCAUCAAUCGGUGCGCUGACUUUCCAGAAACACAUCUUUCAGCAAGUCGUUCCCCUCGAACAAACGCUUAAAGAGGACUACUGUGGGAUUUUUCACUUCAGGUUCUGGAGAUUUGGGCAGUGGGUGGACGUCGUCAUCGAUGACAAGCUGCCGACAAUCAAUCGCAGUCUAAUCUUCGUCCACUCCAAAGAUCCAAAUGAGUUCUGGCCCGCUCUGCUGGAGAAAGCUUAUGCCAAGGUUUGUGGCUCCUACACCGACAUGAACUCUGGAACUCCUUCGGAGGCUAUGAUGGACUUCACCGGUGGCGUCCACAUGUGCAUCCAGCUGUCGGACUCCAGUGCAGACGCGUGGGGGCUGAUGUGCAGAGCCGGCAAAUCCAACACGCUGAUGGGCUGUGGGACCGCUCAGGGGGAAACUCCUGCUAACACCAUUUUGCCAAAUGGACUGGUCCAAGGCCAUGCCUACACUGUGACAGGUGUCAUAGAGCUUCUGAGCCAGGGGAAAUGUGUGAGGCUGGUGCGUUUGUGGAAUCCUUGGGGCAAAGGGGAGUGGAAAGGAGACUGGAGCGAUUUGUCGCCCAUGUGGAGCACUGUGAGUUCUGAGGAUCGUCAUAAGUGCCUUUCAGUGGCCGAUGAUGGAGAGUUUUGGAUGACCUUUGAAGACCUCUGCAAGUUCUACACAGAUGUGGACAUCUGCGGCCUGCAGCCUGAUUUCAUUGAUGGAAAAUCCUCCGAUCAGUGGAAGACCUGUGUGUAUGAAGGCCGAUGGGUUGCAGGAACCACUGCUGGAGGCUGCAUAAACAACAAAGACAGUUUCUGGACAAACCCGCAGUAUCGAAUUAAGGUUGUAGCUGAGAAUUUGCAGACGGAUGAUGAGAAAAACAUUCUGGUUUCUCUCAUGCAAAAGCCUGACAAGAGGAACAGGCGUCUGGUGCAGAACCUCCACAUUGGCUUUUUUAUAUAUUCGGUGACUGAACAGUACAAGGCGCACAGCGGGAAGUUUCCAGCCUCGUUCUUCAGCACCCAGCCGCCCGUCGCUCGGAGUGAAAAAUACAUGAACGCCCGUGAGGUGAUCGAGUUCCUCACGCUGAAGCCCGGCGAAUACCUGAUCGUGCCUUCCACCUUCAAACCCAAUGAGACAGCCUCCUUCAUCCUGACCAUCCACUCGAAAGCAAAGACAUCUUGCUAUGAGAAUUCUAGUCACCAGAAAUAUGAGCCAGUUGAAAAGGUCACAAAGGUAAAAAAUGUUCAGGAGGAUGAAAAUAAGAAAACGUUCUUCCGUCAAUACUCUGACAAGUAUGAAGAAGUGGAUGCCGAGCAGCUCCAGAGGAUUCUCAAUGACAACGUCCUGAAAGGAGACACAGAAUCUGGAGGGUUCAGCCUUGAUGCCUGUCGCAGCAUGGUCGCUCUAAUGGAUGCAUCAAUCACAGGCAAACUGAACAGUGAGGAAUUCGUCCACCUGUGGAACAAAGUCACCAAAUACAAGGACAUUUUCUUCCUCACUGACGUUUCAAAAACAAGAACGCUGUCUCUGAGUGAGCUGAGGAAUGCAGUUGUAGCUUCAGGAUUGAGGGUUGGUGAUGACAUACUCAGUCUGAUGGCUGUGCGCUACGGCGCCUCCUCUGGACACAUGUCACUGGAGAGCUUCAUCAGUCUCAUGACUCGCUUGGACUGCAUGAAGAAAAUCUUCAAACAGCUCUCUGAUGGAAAAUCCAUUAAGCUUAAGGAGUCAGAGUGGAUGUACGUUUCCAUGUACACUUAACACAACUGAAAGAUGGAGGCAGACGUCAUCGAGAAGAUGCUUCAAAAGCUUGUUUCUCAUUUUCUGUGAACUAAACCCUCGCUGCAUAUAAUAUCGUCUCUGUGAUUUAUAAAAGGAACAGAUAUAUUUUCUAUUUUAGUGAAUGACACGGGAUCAUAACGGUGACAUCACUAUGACCCCAACUGCUCAAAUAAGUUGUUAAAUAGAUGGGAAGUUAAAUUGGCAAAUAAAUAAUCAAUAACUGAAAAUUCAGAGAAAUUCAAAGAAACACAUUUGAAUGAUUAAUUACUGUGUACAUUUUUAUGUGUAUUUUUUAACAUUUUAUUGAGGAGAGGAGUGAGCACAUCUCAGCAGGCCAGUUUCAGCUGCUUUCUCCUUCUAGUGAAAAAAUGAUGAUGUGAUCUUCAGAGGUUUACCUUUUUCCAGCAUCUGUGAUCUUUUGUUUCCUUUCUUGUUUUUCUGUCAGGUUUUGUGAUAUAUAUAUA